This is a messenger RNA of Micropterus salmoides (largemouth bass), 989 nucleotides long. RefSeq names its product lymphocyte antigen 6 family member D (gene ly6d). The transcript is spliced from 3 exons. Lineage: Eukaryota; Metazoa; Chordata; Actinopteri; Centrarchiformes; Centrarchidae. The record is from RefSeq and is a predicted model, not a curated record. The coding region runs from base 209 to 445 and encodes 78 amino acids.
ACUUGGUUCAUGAGCAAGAGAAUAAAGCAGAUAAAAUAACUCUUUGUUUGCUAAGGUUUCACUUUUUCUGUGGGACAGUAGAACUGAAAGGAAAAUACAUUUACUGGAAUUUCGUACACAAGGCACCACCUAGUUCUAGUUUGGUAGGUGGCGUGUGCCAGUAUAAAAGUGCCACAGUGGGAGUUUUGUCCACAUACCGUCUGACAACAUGAAGGUCCUGCUUGUCACGCUGCUGCUCGUGCUGCUGUGUAGCACUCAAGUGCUAGCACUGAGAUGCUACACCUGUGAAGAUGAGAACGAUCACAUCUGUAAGAGCGAGACGAACUGCCCGGCAUCAGCUCAAUACUGCAAGACCUUUCAGAAACUGGAUGAACUUUCUCGAACUUGUGAGGAUUUCUGUGCAGAGGACUUUUAUACAACCUGCUGCCAAGAUGACCUUUGCUAGAUCCGAGGCAUCACUCAGCGUACACUUUCACUUUCUGAUUAAUCAAAAUCUUAUGAGGGAAUUAAUUGCUUAAAUCUGAACAUGAUGGAAGAUAAUUUGUUAGUAUAUAUGAUUUUAACGGGACAACCCUGUUUUUGAUUUGUCUUGACUUUCAAUGAAAUCUACAAAUGUUGAAUUGUUUAGCCUCUUUUCAUCAUCCAAUAGCCUUCUGUGCAAACUGCGCAACACACUGGUAGCCAGAUAGCCAGGAUUUUUUAAGGGACUAGAGCUGGAAGCAGAGCAGGCACACAGUUGAUCCCUUUCUCAUGUCACUUAGUGGGUCACUGCAACAGCCUACUGCUAUGUGGGUCGCUAUCUGACUCUGCUGCAGUGUAAAGUUUGACUCCAACUGCUUCCUCUGUUUCCAAAUCUUUAAAUAAUAAAAUAAAUAUGUAAAUUGAUCUCAUCAUUAUCGUUUGUUUCAACUGUUUUAUUUGUUAAAGAUGAGGAAAGAAAAAUCUCAUGUUCAUCUCACAGGUGACGCAAUAAAAAAUCCUGCCCAUGG